Messenger RNA from Lactuca sativa (garden lettuce), 1430 nucleotides. RefSeq lists its product as uncharacterized. NCBI's taxonomy places the organism in Eukaryota, Viridiplantae, Streptophyta, Magnoliopsida, Asterales, Asteraceae. Gene Ontology annotation, molecular function: protein binding. The record is from RefSeq and is a predicted model, not a curated record.
AAAAACAAAUGCACCCUUCUUAAACUCACCCUAGUACUGGACUGCAUUAAAGCAUUGGGAGGUAAAACUAAAGAGAGAGGAAAUGAAAUUUACCGGUGUAUAUCUGGUGGUGGUAUUAUUAGUCGCCGUCUUUAGCUCCACCGUCGUCAACUCAUGCCCGCCGUCGGACCGGGAAGCAUUGUUGGCGUUCAAGUCCGCCUUGAAUGAGCCUUAUUUGGGCAUCUUCAAGACCUGGACCGGCACAGACUGCUGCAGUAACUGGUAUGGAAUCAGCUGCGACCCGACUGACAGUCGGGUCAAUGACGUUGUACUACGUGGCGAGUCGGAAGAUAAGAUUUUCGAGAAGGCCGGCCGGUCUGGGUACAUGACCGGUUCACUCUCUCCUUCUCUAUGUUCGCUGGACCGGCUUACAACGCUUGUUGUCGCCGACUGGAAGGGGAUUUCUGGUGAGAUACCGGCGUGUAUAACUUCUCUCCCUCACCUCCGCAUCCUAGACCUCAUCGGGAACCAGCUCACCGGAAAACUCCCUGCCGACAUCGGAAAGUUAGGGAAAUUAACUGUUCUGAACGUCGCUGACAACAAAAUCAGCGGUGAGAUCCCAUCGUCCAUUGUGAACCUCGCGAGGCUAAUGCACCUAGAUCUGAGCAACAAUCAGAUCACCGGCGUACUCCCUGCGGAUCUCGGAAAGCUAUCGAUGAUGAGCAGAGCUCUUUUAAACCGUAACCAAAUUUCAGGUAGCAUUCCAAGCUCAAUCGCCGGCAUUUACCGUCUCGCAGAUUUAGAUCUGUCGAUGAACAGGAUCUCCGGUUCAAUUCCUGCUCAACUCGGUUCAAUGCCUGUCCUCUCGACACUCAAUUUAGACAGCAACCAACUCACCGGACAAAUUCCGGUAAGUCUACUAAGCAACACUGGUCUAAACAUAGUGAAUCUGAGCCGAAACUCUCUCGACGGCUACUUGCCAGACGUUUUCACUCCACGGACGUACUUCUCCGUGCUGGACUUGUCAUUCAACAAAUUGAAAGGCGCGAUACCGAAAUCUCUGUCGUCGGCAAAGUACAUCGGACAUUUGGACCUCAGCAACAACCAUCUCUGUGGUUCGAUUCCGAUGGGAUUCCCAUUUGAUCACCUUGAAGCGUCAUCAUUUACCAACAAUGACUGCCUGUGUGGAUCGCCGCUCAUGCGUGUAUGCUAGUACCACGACGUCGUAUUGUGUUCCCGGUUCAUUAUUUACCGUUACUUGACGGUGCACUAUGUGUGUGUUUUUUUUCUCUUUAAAAAAAUAAAAAUUAUAAAAUUUUAAUCCAAUGUCAGGAUAUGUUAAUAUUCGUCAGGAUGCACGUGAAGAUGUGCCACGUAAGAUUGUGUAUAUCUAAGGACUGUUUUGGUAAUUCGCCCUUGGUGGAAUUGAUCUACUUUAACUUUUAUUUGUA